AUGGGUUCGGUACCGCCUCCAGCAAGUGGCCCAGCGCCUCGCUUCAUUGUCAUCGGAGGGGGUUCACGUGGAAACGCCUACGCCCGGGCUGUUACAGCCUCGACCAAUGGUCAAAUCGCUGCGGUCGCCGAUAUAAACCCAUUUGUGAGGGAGGAGUUUGGUCGAAAGUACAUCUGGGGCGACAGGAAGGCCGCUCCUUACGAGUCGUUUGCAACUUGGGAAGACUGGGUCGAAUGGGAGACUGCCCGCCGCAAAGAUCCUUCUAUUGUUCCCGAUCCUGCUUAUGUUCCAGUCACGGGCGCCUUCAUCUGCACCCUCGAUGAAACACACGCUACCAUCAUUAGAGCACUGGCACCGCUGAAUCUGCACAUUCUGUGCGAAAAGCCCCUGGCUUUGUCCCUGAGCGACUGCUUGGACAUCUCGUCAGCCUUGUCCGCACAACCUCCAAAGAUCACUUCCAUAGGCCAUGUCCUUCGCUACUCUCCGCACAACAUCCUCCUCCGAAAGCUCCUACUGGAAGACCAGGCCGUUGGUGAGGUCGUGAGCAUCGAACACACCGAACCCAUCGGCUGGUGGCAUUUCUCGCACAGCUAUGUCCGUGGCAAUUGGCGACACAUCAAACCAGAUGGUGUUGGCUCGCUCCUCACCAAGUCGUGCCACGACAUCGACUUCCUGAUGUGGAUGCUGACCAGCCCAAGCUCUCUGACCGGCGACCAGCCUCAUUUACCCAGCAGCAUCCACAGCACCGGCGCCAUGACCCAUUUCCGCAGAUCCCGCAAGCCGCGAAAAGCAGGCAACGCCACCAACUGCCUCAAUUGUGCAGCCGAGCCUGAUUGCAACUACUCGGCACCGAAAAUCUACCGUGACCGCUGGCUACGCAAGGAAAAGGACGUCGGCUGGCCGCUCAAGAUCAUCGUGCCCGAAAUCGAAGACAUCGUGGACAGCUCCGACUGGGACAAGGCCGAAGAGACCCUAAUGACCCGUCUGUCCGAGGACUACAACGAAGCAACCCCCAAGCAGGAAGUCGAAAAUCGCAGCUGGUACGGCCGCUGCGUCUACGAAUCCGACAACAGCGUCGUCGACGAGCAGACCGUCACCAUAUCCUGGGAUGAGAACCCCGUACCCAACACCCCGGCCGCAAACGGCUACGGCCGCGGCCCCAAGACUGCCUUGUUCCACAUGACCUACCCAACCCAGGCCCAAUGCGACCGUCGCGGCCGGAUCUACGGCAGCCUGGGCGAGAUCAGCUACGACUCUAAGAAGAUCGAGGUGCACACGUUUGCGGAAGGGGACACAAAGGUGCACGUCAUCCCGAAGCAGGCGCCGGAAGUGGAGAAGGCGCACGGCGGCGGUGACUGGGGGCUCGCAGGCGCCUUUGUAAGAGCCGUAGAGGAGGUGGAGAGCGGGGAGCUGGGAGUCAAGGAGGCGCAGUGGCGCUAUGUGGGAUGUGAUAUGGAGGAGAUUGUGAGGAGUCACGCGGUGGUGUUUGCGGCGGAGGAGUCGAGGAACGAGAAGAAGGUGGUGGAUUGGAAGGAAUGGUGUCAGCGUAAGAUGGUGCCGAGUUGA
This is a messenger RNA of Cyphellophora europaea CBS 101466, 1566 nucleotides long. RefSeq lists its product as uncharacterized. The record is from RefSeq and is a predicted model, not a curated record. The transcript has a single exon. NCBI's taxonomy places the organism in Eukaryota, Fungi, Ascomycota, Eurotiomycetes, Chaetothyriales, Cyphellophoraceae. The coding region runs from base 1 to 1566 and encodes 521 amino acids. Gene Ontology annotation, molecular function: nucleotide binding.